AUACGUAACAGAUACGCAGAUACUGUAUAGACAUAUGUUCAUCUCCCUCCCCGCUUGUGAUUCUAACUCAACCAUUGGUCUGAUGUCCAAAAUGGCACAGAAGAGUUCAUUGUUGCCAACCUUCUGGUUUGCCCUCUUGAGCUUUGGUGUUGUUUCUGCACAGCUAUCGUGUCCGAACGAUGCCGGGUCUUUCAGACCAAACGGUACUUACGACGUAAACCGUCGCCUUGUCCUGUCGUAUCUUCCCUUUAAUGUCACAGCUCAAGGAGGAUUCUACAACGCUUCGGUUGGGCAAGAACCCGAUAGAGUUCAUGCCUUGGGGAUGUGCAUCCCAGAGGCUAAGGCCGAGGAUUGUUCCAAAUGCAUCCAGACAGAAAUCGAUCGAGUACUAAGCAACUGUCCUAACCAGACACAAGCCUAUUCAUGGUCUGGAGAACCGACGCUUUGUCUCUUACGCUAUUCCAACCGUUCAUUCCUUGGAUCCCUCGAUUUGGAGCCGACUGUUAGGCUGUUCAAUACUGGAGAUCUCAGAUUAAAUUUAACCGAGUUUGAUAGAAUAUGGGAGGAUUUAGCAACUCGAAUGAUUGCCGCAGCUUCCUCCCCGUCUAAGGGUAACUACUACUCGGCUGAAGUAGAAGACCUAACGGGUUUUCAGACCAUAUACGCACUAAUGCAAUGCAUUCCAUAUCUAUCUCCGGGAGAUUGUAACGCUUGUCUAAGGCGAAAUGUCGGUGACUAUGAGUCAUGCUGCCGUGGAAAGCAAGGCGGCGUUGUUUCAAGACCGAGCUGCUAUUUCCGAUGGGAUCUGUAUCCAUAUUCCAAAGCCUUCGAAAACAUUACAUCAGCAUCCCCUCCACCACCUUCUCUACCAUCUCCGCCUCCUUCUCCAAGGUUUAACGCCAACACAACCAAGAAAGAUGAUAAAACGACUUCAACGGGAACUAUAGUUGCAACUGUUGUUCCCACUGUUAUUGUCAUCUUGGUGUUGCUUGCUUUGGGGUUUGCUGUAUGUUGGAGGAGAAAAUCACACAGAGCAAUUGAACUUGAAACUGAAGGUGAUAUUUCAACUACCCACUUGCUACAAUUGGACGUGAAGACUAUCGAAGCAGCAACAAACAGAUUUUCAGAGAGUAACAAGCUAGGUGAAGGUGGAUUUGGUGAAGUUUACAAGGGUACGCUUCCGAAUGGAACCCAAGUUGCAGUGAAGAGGCUGUCGAAAACUUCAAGCCAAGGUGCAAGAGAGUUUAAGAAUGAGGCUGUUCUCGUAGCAAAACUUCAGCAUAGAAACUUGGUUAGGCUUCUCGGGUUUUGUGUUGAAGGGGAAGAAAAAUUGCUCGUCUAUGAGUUUGUACCCAACAAAAGCCUGGAUUACUUCCUGUUUGAUGCUGCGAAGCAAGGACUACUAGACUGGACGAUACGGUACAGGAUUAUUGAAGGGAUUGCUCGAGGAAUUCUGUAUCUUCAUCAAGAUUCACGGCUCACAAUCAUACACCGUGAUCUCAAAGCGAGUAACAUUCUAUUAGAUGCUGACAUGAACCCGAAGAUUGCAGAUUUCGGAAUGGCGAGGAUAUUUGGAGUGGACCAAACUCAAGCCAAUACAGGAAGAAUCGUCGGGACAUACGGCUACAUAUCUCCCGAGUAUGCGAUGCAUGGCCGAUUCUCCAUGAAAUCUGAUGUCUACAGCUUUGGUGUCCUAGUUCUGGAGAUUAUAAGCGGCAAGAAGAACAGCAGUUUCAAUGGGACAGAGGACGCGGCCGAAAAUUUAGUAACAAGAGCUUGGAGGGUAUGGAGAAACGGGUCUCCAUUAGAGCUUGUAGAUCCGACCCUCGGGGAGAAUUAUCAGAGAGAUGAAGCAAUUAGAUGCAUCCACAUCGGUCUGCUAUGUGUUCAGGAGAAUCCGACGGAUCGACCAACGUUGCCAAUGAUCAUGCUGAUGCUCACAAGCAACACAAUCACACUUCCGGUGCCUCACCCACCUGGCUUUUUCUUGCAAAGUGGACAAGAUCUGAGUUCAGUUUCAGAGUCUAGUACAAGCAAGUCUGUUCCUUGUUCGGUCGAUGAUUCAUCCUUCACUGAUCUUUAUCCUCGUUGAAUAUGUCCUUCUCCUUGUGUACCGAACCAUUCAUCUUGUUCGGUGUCUUGAUGUCCGCACACGUCUGGUAUGAGACGCGAGCAUGUUGCUUGUACUGAAGAUUAUCAGUUCUUUAGGGAUAUUAA
Messenger RNA from Tarenaya hassleriana, 2217 nucleotides. RefSeq names its product putative cysteine-rich receptor-like protein kinase 35. Gene Ontology annotation, biological process: protein phosphorylation. The record is from RefSeq and is a predicted model, not a curated record. Gene Ontology annotation, molecular function: protein kinase activity; ATP binding. Lineage: Eukaryota; Viridiplantae; Streptophyta; Magnoliopsida; Brassicales; Cleomaceae. The coding region runs from base 35 to 2092 and encodes 685 amino acids. The transcript has 7 exons.